AGGGUCCCCUUUAUCUACUAAAGUGCGAGUGGCCAGCAGAGGAGAGGAGGAGUAAAGGCAGGGGACGAUCACAGAGCUUUUAAGUGCAGCUGGGUACUGAUAUUUCUGCAGACACUAACUGAGCAUACGUACGACAGGAAAAAAUGGCAGUUUUGUUUGGCAGCUCCACCGCACCUUUACUUGGGGUUAGCAUCUUCAUUGCUAUUCUGACCUACUUUACGUACAAGCUGCUGAGCGAUUAUCUGCACAAAUGGUUUGAAAUGAAGCCUAUCCCGGAGCUGGGAACAACAUACCCCUUCAUCGGAAAUGCUCUGGAGUUCAAAACCAAUGCAGGAGAUUUCUUUCGUCAAAUUGAGGAUUAUACCAGGGAGUUCCGUGACAGACCGCUGUUUAAACUCUGGCUCGGUCCAGUCCCUUUUGUGGUUCUGUAUCAUGCUGAAACAGUUGAGACGGUUCUGGCUAACCCCAUUCACAUGGACAAAUCCUUUGCAUACAAGUUCCUCCAUCCUUGGCUAGGAACUGGUCUCCUUACUAGCACUGGACGUAAGUGGCGUCAGCGGAGGAAGAUGUUGACACCCACCUUUCACUUCUCCAUCCUGGCCGACUUCUUGGAAGUGAUGAAUGAGCAGGCAGAGAUUCUGGUGGAGAAGCUGGAAAAGCAUGUCGGGAAGGGUCCAUUCAACUGCUUCAGUCUCAUCACCCUCUGCGCGCUAGACAUUAUCUGUGAAACUGCAAUGGGAAAGAAAAUUUAUGCACAGAAUAACUCUGAUUCGGAGUAUGUUAAGAGCGUGUACAAGAUGAGUGACAUUAUCAGUCGCAGACAGCGGACACCUUGGUUAUGGCCUGACUUCAUUUACAAUUACUUUAGUGACGGCUGGGAGCAUGACAAGACACUCAAGAUCGUCCAGUCCUUUACAUAUAAAGUGAUCCACGAAAGAGCUGAGAAAGUGUCCUUUACUGAAUCAGACAGCGAAAACGACCAGGGCACGAGGAAACGACGGGCAUUUCUGGACAUGCUCCUGAGCACCACCUAUGAAGAUGGCAGCAAGAUGAGCCAUCAGGAUAUCCAGGAGGAAGUGGACACCUUUAUGUUUCGGGGUCAUGAUACUACAGCUGCCUCUAUGAACUGGGCCCUACACCUGCUGGGCUCGCACCCUGAAGUACAGAGGAAAGUUCAACAAGAGCUACAGGAGGUGUUUGGUACAUCUUCCCGGCCCAUUAACACUGAAGACCUGAAGAAGCUCAAGUACUUGGAGUGUGUGAUCAAGGAGGCUCUGAGGCUGUUUCCCUCUGUGCCUUUCUUCGCUCGUAGCCUCGGUGAAGACUGCCAUAUCAAUGGUUUCAAGGUUCCUAAAGGUGCAAAUGCAAUCAUAAUCACCUAUUCUCUUCACCGUGAUCCACGGUACUUCCCUGAGCCUGAGGAGUUCAGGCCCGAGCGUUUUUGGCCUGAGAAUUCGGUAGGAAGGCCUCCCUACGCAUAUGUCCCCUUCUCAGCUGGACUCCGCAACUGUAUAGGCCAGCGUUUUGCUCUAAUGGAAGAAAAGGUGGUUUUGGCAUCCAUUUUGCGCAACUUCACCGUUGAAGCCUGUCAGAAACGUGAAGACCUACGCCCGGUUGGAGAGCUCAUCCUGCGACCAGAGAAGGGCAUUGUGAUCAAACUAGAAAAAAAGAUGCCUCAAACAUUAUCAGACUAACACCUGACUAACUGGGGCAUUUGCUCUGUGCUGUUUUAAUCUAAUGGCCGAUAACAAAGGAACAUUUAAAAAAAAUAUUUUAGUGAUUUUAGUUCCUAUUGUCCUUUGACAGCCACCCUUCCACUGAGACCAUUUCUGAUGAGGCUUCAGUGAACAGUAGAUGAAUCAACUGAAGGGUCAGAUGUAUCCCUCAGGUCCUGUGUCAGGUCUUUUUUCCUGUUUCUUAAUUGCAUGACUUUCAGAAACUGUUCAUCUGCUGUAAAUAGUUUUUUCUUAGCUGUACCAAUUCUUCUUUUUUCCCCCACUUGUUCAGUUUUAUUCAAAUUUUAAGGACACACUGCACAGCAUGCUGAGAUAUGCCAGGUUUUCUGCUAAUAGCUCUUUGGGAAUCUCUUUGUUGGUGCAAAAAUACAGUUUCAUGCUUGUCAAACUGUUUUAUUUUUGACAUUUUUUUGUUGUUGUGUGACAGGCUGCUAGUAACAGAGUGCCAAAAGAUACAAUUUAGAAUUGGUCCUUUGCUAAGUUGUCUGUUAUGUGUAGACAACACUGGUUCAUCCCUUGAGUUAGGGAGUUAGGGUAGCUUAACAAACAACAAAGGAAGGAAAAUAUACAGAAAUGAGGGGUGGCUCAAGUCUUUUGAAAAGUACCAUAUUAUUGUGGUACAACUACAGAAUUACAGUCUUAAGAACUAAAAGCUUUAAAAAUAUGGAAUUUACAGCAUCAUGAUGAGGUAGAUAAAAAUGAACUGAUGACUCUGAAACACAUGAUUAAUAACUGGUUCAAAAAGGGAUAAAUAGCUGCUUAACUGGAAUCAGUCACAGAUAAUUAUUUUCUAGCUUACUUGCCUUUUGUGAAAAAAAAAUCAAAGUAUUAAUCAUCAUUCAUAACCAGCAUACACACAUCCUUUCUUUUUGUAUGUGGCUGAGUAAAGUACAUAAAUAGUAUAGAGCAGUGGUUCCAAAAGUCAAGAGUGCUGUGGCCCCCUUAAAGACCAGACCCCCCCCCCCCCCAUCUUCUGUUAGUGCCAGUCUGUGAAAUUUGUGAAUUGUGAAAGUUUUAGAUUUCCUUGAAAAUUUGAUUUAAAAAACAUAAACAACACAGGCUGUUGCCACCCAGUCACAUGUGAAGUGCUAAUGGCAAUACAUAACCCACCUGCCACUGGGACACAAACGUCAAUUCAAGAGCAGUAAAUUUAGGUCAGAGUAAUGAGUAAUAUCACAGAUCAACCACCUCCUAUUACCAGCUUUAAUUCACUUUUUA
Messenger RNA from Archocentrus centrarchus (flier cichlid), 2954 nucleotides. It is a transcript of the gene cyp4v2a, whose product is annotated as cytochrome P450, family 4, subfamily V, member 2a. The transcript is spliced from 11 exons. The record is from RefSeq and is a predicted model, not a curated record. NCBI's taxonomy places the organism in Eukaryota, Metazoa, Chordata, Actinopteri, Cichliformes, Cichlidae. Gene Ontology annotation, molecular function: monooxygenase activity; iron ion binding; heme binding. Bases 144 to 1694 code for a protein of 516 amino acids.